Messenger RNA from Betta splendens (Siamese fighting fish), 8895 nucleotides. RefSeq names its product talin 1 (gene tln1). NCBI's taxonomy places the organism in Eukaryota, Metazoa, Chordata, Actinopteri, Anabantiformes, Osphronemidae. Bases 236 to 7861 code for a protein of 2541 amino acids. Gene Ontology annotation, cellular component: cytoskeleton; focal adhesion; plasma membrane. Gene Ontology annotation, molecular function: integrin binding; actin filament binding; structural constituent of cytoskeleton. Gene Ontology annotation, biological process: platelet aggregation. The record is from RefSeq and is a predicted model, not a curated record. The transcript has 56 exons.
AGACACGGCGGCACAAAGCGUGGCCUGCGGGGAACAUUCUGAAGGAACCGUGUUCCAUCGGCCGACUCGGACGAACUGGGAGAAGCCGAACGCCUGCUCGUCAGAGGCCGCGGCUUUAAACGGCCGCUCGAACCGAGGCCCGUCGCUCGGGGAGCAGAAAGCAGAGAGCUUCUGAUUGGCCAGGAGGCCUGCCACUCAUCAGGUGUGACUUCAGCUGAGCUGCACAGACGUGAUCAUGGUGGCGCUGUCGCUGAAGAUCGGCGUGGGGAGCGUGGUGAAGACCAUGCAGUUCGAGCCGUCCACCAUGGUGUACGACGCCUGCCGCAUCAUCAGGGAGAGAGUCCCAGAGGCGCAGCUGGGCCAGCCAAACGAUUAUGGGCUGUUUCUGUCUGACGAGGACCCAAAGAAAGGCAUCUGGCUGGAGGCCGGGAAGGCCCUGGACUACUACAUGCUGCGGAACGGGGACACGCUGGAGUACAAGAAGAAGCAGAGGCCCCUGAAGAUCCGCAUGCUGGACGGCACCGUGAAGACCGUCAUGGUGGACGACUCCAAGAUCGUCAGCGACAUCCUCAUGACCAUCUGUGCCAGAAUAGGUAUCACGAACUAUGAUGAGUACUCACUGGUGCGAGACAUUGGGGAGGAGAAGAAGGAGGAGACCACAGGAACCCUAAAGAGAGACAAGACUCUGCUGAGAGACGACAAGAAGAUGGAGAAGCUGAAGCAGAAGCUUCACACAGACGACGAGUUGAACUGGUUGGACCACGGCAGAACGCUGAGGGAACAGGGCGUUGAAGAGACGGAGAUGUUGCUGCUGAGGAGGAAGUUCUUCUACUCGGACCAGAACGUGGACUCCAGGGACCCGGUGCAGCUCAACCUCCUCUACGUCCAGGCCCGUGAUGACAUCCUGAACGGAUCCCACCCCGUCUCCUUUGACAUGGCCUGUGAGUUUGCAGGGUAUCAGUGUCAGAUCCAGUUCGGCGACUACAAUGAGUCCAAACACAAGCCCGGAUUCCUGGAUUUGAAGGAGUUCCUUCCCAAAGAGUACAUCAAGAACAAAGGAGAGAAGAAGAUCUUCCAGGCGCACAAGAACUGUCAGAACAUGACGGAGAUCGAAGCCAAAGUCAGCUACGUGAAGCAGGCCCGGUCUCUGAAGACCUACGGAGUGUCCUUCUUCCUGGUCAAGGAAAAGAUGAAAGGAAAGAACAAACUCGUGCCUCGGCUGCUGGGCAUCACCAAGGAGAGCGUGAUGCGUGUGGACGAGAAGACCAAGGAGGUGAUCCAGGAGUGGAACCUGACCAACAUCAAGCGCUGGGCGGCGUCGCCCAAGAGCUUCACCCUGGACUUUGGAGACUAUCAGGACGGCUACUACUCUGUGCAGACCACCGAGGGGGAGCAGAUCGCUCAGCUGAUCGCUGGCUACAUCGAUAUCAUCCUCAAGAAGAAAAAGAGCAAAGACCAUUUUGGCAUGGAGGGAGACGAGGAGUCCGUCCUGCUGGAGGACUCGGUGUCCCCCAAAAAGUCCACGGUGCUGCAGCAGCAGUUCAACAAGAUCGGCAGGGUGGAGACGGGCUCGGUGGCGCUGCCGGCCAUCAUGCGCUCCGGAGCCGGAGGACCGGAGAGCUUCCAGAUGGGCUCCAUGCCGCAGGCCAAGCAGCACAUCACCAGCGGGCAGAUGCACCGCGGACACAUGCCUCCACUGACGUCGGCUCAACAGGCCCUGACUGGGACCAUUAACUCCAGCAUGCAGGCCGUGCAGGCGGCUCAGGCGGCUCUGGAUGACAUCGAUGGGCUGCCCCCACUCGGAACCGACGCUGCCUCCCAAGCUUGGCGCAAAAACAAGAUGGACGAGUCUAAACAUGAGAUCCAUUCUCAGGUGGAUGCCAUAACGGCAGGCACGGCCUCCAUGGUCAACCUGACUGCAGGGGACCCUGCAGAGACGGACUACACGGCCGUGGGCUGCGCCGUCACCACCAUCUCCUCCAACCUGACGGAGAUGUCGAAGGGCGUGAAGCUUCUGGCAGCGCUGAUGGACGACGAAGGAGGAAACGGGCAGCAGCUGCUCGGCGCCGCCAAGAACCUGGCCUUCGCCGUGUCUGAGAUGCUGAAGACGGCCCAGCCGGCGAACACGGAGCCGCGGCAGAACCUCCUGCAGGCGGCCGGGAACGUGGGCCAGGCCGGCGGAGAGCUGCUGUCACACAUCGGGGAGACGGACACGGACCCUCAGUUCCAGGACAUGCUGAUGCAGCUGGCUAAGGCUGUGGCUAAUGCAGCCGCCGCGCUGGUGCUCAGAGCCAAGAACGUGGCCCAGAAGACGGAGGACUCGGCCCAGCAGAACCGCGUGAUCGCCGCAGCCACGCAGUGCGCUCUGUCCACGUCUCAGCUGGUGGCCUGCACCCGGGUGGUGGCUCCGACCAUCAGCUCCCCCGUCUGCAAGGAGCAGCUGAUCGAAGCAGGCAAGCUGGUGGCCAAGUCGGUGGAGGGCUGCGUGGAGGCGUCGCGGGGCGCCACCGGCGACGAGGGCCUCCUCAGGCAGGUGGGCGCGGCCGCCACCGGCGUCACGCAGGCGCUCAACGAGCUGCUGCAGCACAUCAAGCAGUACGCCAGCGGAGGCCGUCCCAUCGGACGCCACGGCGAGGCCACCGACCGCAUCCUGGACGUGACGGAGAACAUCUUCAGCUCCAUGGGAGACGCCGGGGAGAUGGUCCGGCAGGCGCGCAUCCUCGCCCAGGCCACAUCCGACCUGGUCAACGCCAUCAAGAUGGACGCCGAGGGCGAGUCGGACCUGGAGAACUCCCGCAAGCUGCUGUCGGCGGCCAAGCUGCUGGCGGACGCCACGGCCAAGAUGGUGGAGGCGGCCAAGGGGGCGGCCGCCAACCCUGACAGCGAGGAGCAGCAGCAGAAGCUGCGCGAGGCGGCGGAGGGGCUCCGCAUGGCCACCAACGCCGCCGCCCAGAACGCCAUCAAGAAGCGGCUGGUCAACAAGCUGGAGAACGCGGCCAAACAGGCGGCGGCGGCGGCCACGCAGACCAUCGCCGCCGCGCAGAACGCCGCCUCGUCCAACAAGAACCAGGCGGCGCAGCAGCAGCUGGUGCAGAGCUGCAAGGUGGUGGCCGAGCAGAUCCCGCACCUUGUUCAGGGGGUCCGAGGCAGCCAGUCUCAUCCCGACAGCCCCAGCGCUCAGCUGGCCCUCAUCAGCGCCAGCCAGAACUUCCUGCAGCCUGGUGCCAAGAUGCUCACAGCUUCCAAAGCCACUGUUCCCACCAUCAGCGACCAGGCCUCAGCCAUGCAGCUGAGCCAGUGUGCCAAGAACCUGGCCAGCGCCCUGGGAGAGCUCCGCACCGCCGCUCAGAAGGCUCAGGAGGCGUGCGGUCCACUGGAGAUCGACAACGCUCUGUCCAUGGUGAGAGGUCUGGAGAAGGAUAUGCAGGAAGCCAAGGCCUCGGCGGAGGAGGGCAAACUCAGACCACUGCCAGGAGAAACGCUUGACAAGUGCUCCCAGGACCUGGGAACCAGCACCAAGGCGGUGAGCUCGGCCAUGGCGCAGCUGCUGAGCGAGGCCACGCAGGGCAACGAGAACUACACAGGCAUGGCCGCCAGAGACGUGGCCCAGGCUCUGAAAUCCUUGGCUUCGGCUGCCAGGGGCGUCGCUGCCACCACAGACGACCUUCCUGUGCGCAGCGCCACGCUGGACUGUGCCGGAGACGUCAUGGACAAGUCGGCCAACCUGAUCGAAGAGACCAAGAGAGCCAUCACCAAGCCGGGGGAGGCCGAGAGUCAGCAGAGACUGGCCCAGGUGGCCAAAGCAGUGUCCCAGGCCCUGAACCGAUGCCUGAACUGCCUUCCAGGCCAGAGGGACGUGGACAACGCCAUCCGCACCGUGGGCGAGGCCAGCAAGAUCCUCCUGGCCGAUUCCUUCCUGUCAAGUGGACGGAGCUUCCAGGACAUUCAGGCCAAGCUCAACAGAGUGGCAGCAGGUCUGAAUCAGUCGGCCAGCGAGGUGGUGCAGGCGUCCAAAGGAACCACCCUGGACCUCGCACGGGCCACCGGCAAGUUUGGCCAGGACUUCAACAGCUUCCUGGAGGCGGGCGUCGACAUGGCUGGAACGUCCCAGUCUAAAGAAGACCAAACCCGGGUUGUGUCCAACCUGAAGACCAUUUCCAUGUCCUCUAGCAAGCUGCUACUAGCAGCCAAAGCCCUGACUACUGAUCCAAACUCCCCCAACCUCAAGAACCAGCUGGCGGCUGCUGCCCGGGCCGUCACAGACAGCAUUAACCAGCUCAUCACCAUGUGCACUCAGCAGGCUCCAGGUCAGAAGGAGUGUGACAACGCUCUGAGGGAGCUGGAGUCGGUCCAGGGGAUGCUGGAGAACCCGACUGAGGCCGUCAGCGAGCUGUCGUACUUUGACUGCAUCGACAGCGUCAUGGAGAACUCAAAGGUUCUCGGUGAGUCUAUGGCUGGAAUUUCCCACAAUGCCAAGAACUCCAACCUGCCAGAGUUUGGAGAAUCGGUCAGCGCUGGCUCCAAAGCUCUGUGUGGUCUGACUGAAGCAGCUGCUCAGGCUGCCUACCUGGUGGGAGUGUCGGACCCCAACAGUGCAGCGGGUCAGAAGGGACUAGUGGACCCAGCUCAGUUUGCUCGGGCUAACCAGUCCAUCCAGAUGGCCUGUCAGAACCUGGUGGACCCGGCCUGCACUCAGUCUCAGGUUCUCUCUGCAGCCACCAUCGUGGCCAAACACACCUCUGCGCUGUGCAACGCCUGCCGCCUGGCCUCCUCCAACACGCCCAACCCUGUGGCCAAGAGGCAGUUUGUGCAGUCGGCCAAGGAAGUGGCCAACACCACCGCCAACCUGGUCAAGUCCAUCAAGGCGUUGGACGGAGCCUUCAACCAUGAGAACAGAGAGAAGUGUAAGGCUGCCACUGGGCCCCUGAUCGAAGCGGUGGACAACCUGACAGCCUUCGCCUCCAACCCAGAGUUCGCCAGCAUUCCUGCACAGAUCAGCCCCGAGGGCCACGCAGCCAUGGAGCCCAUCCUAGUGGCAGCAAAGACCAUGCUGGAGAGCUCGACGGGCCUGAUCCAGACCGCCCGCUCGCUGGCCGUCAACCCCAAAGACCCGCCCAAGUGGUCGGUGCUGGCCGGACACUCGCGCACUGUGUCGGACUCCAUCAAGAAGCUGAUCACCAACAUGAGAGAAAAGGCUCCAGGGCAGAGAGAAUGUGACGAUGCCAUUGACGUUCUGAACCGCUGCAUCCGUGAGGUGGAUCAGGCCUCGCUAGCCGCCAUAAGCCAGCACCUCACGCCGAGAGAGGACAUCUCCAUGGAGACGCUCCAUCAGCAGAUGGCCGCCUCCGUCCAUGAGAUCAGUAACUUGAUCGACCCCGUGGCUGUGGCUGCUCGUUCGGAGGCGUCUCAGCUCGGCCACAAGGUGUCCCAGAUGUCCAGCUACUUCGAGCCCCUGAUCAUGGCAGCCAUCAGUACAGCCUCCAAGAUCCUGAGCAGUCAGCAGCAGAUGGCCGUCUUAGACCAGACCAAGACCCUGACGGAGUCGGCCCUGCAGAUGCUCUACACGGCCAAGGAAGCUGGAGGAAACCCCAAGGCGUCCCACAUGCAGGAGGCGCUGGAGGAAUCCGUUCAGAUGAUGAAGGAAGCGGUGGAUGACCUGGGCGCCACGCUGGCGGAGGCGGCCAGCGCGGCGGGGGCUGUGGGUGGGAUGGUGGACUCCAUCAACGAUGCCAUCAAUAAGAUGGAGGACGCGCCUGCGCUGGAACCAGAAGGAACCUUUGUGGACUAUCAGACCACGAUGGUCAAAACGGCCAAGGCCAUCGCCGUCACUGUGCAGGAGAUGGUGACCAAAUCCAACACCAACCCGGACGACCUCGGCGGCCUGGCCAACCAGCUCACAAACGAGUUUGGAAAUCUGGCAGAUGAGGCCAAAUAUGCAGCUGUUACUGCUGAGAACAAUGAAAUCGGUUCCAACAUCAAGAAGCAGGUGGGUGAACUGGGUCUCACCUGCACGGGUCUGGUGACGAAGGCCGGAGCUCUGCAGUGCAGCCCCAACGACACCUUCACCAAGAAAGAGCUGAUCGAAAGCGCCCGCAAAGUCUCAGAGAAGGUGUCCCAUGUGCUGGCGUCUCUGCAGGCAGGCAACCGCGGCACGCAGGCCUGCAUCACAGCAGCCAGCGCCGUGUCCGGCAUCAUCGCAGACCUGGACACCACCAUCAUGUUCGCCACUGCCGGGACCCUGAACAGGGAGAACGCAGAGACCUUUGCUGACCACAGGGAAUGCAUCCUGAAGACGGCCAAGGCUCUGGUGGAGGACACCAAGCUGCUGGUGUCUGGUGCCGGAGCCAGUCAGGAGAAACUGGCGCAGGCUGCUCAGUCGUCGGUGUCCACCAUUACCAAACUGGCUGAUGUGGUCAAGCUGGGAGCUGCCAGCCUGGGUUCUGAGGACCCAGAGACCCAGGUGGUCCUGAUCAACGCGGUGAAAGAUGUGGCCAAAGCUCUCGGGAACCUCAUCAGUGCCACCAAGGCGGCUGCAGGCAAACCCCACGACGACCCCAGCAUGCUGCAGCUGAAGAACUCUGCCAAGGUGAUGGUGACCAAUGUGACGUCGCUCCUGAAGACGGUGAAGGCCGUGGAGGACGAGGCCACCAAAGGAACCAGAGCUUUGGAGGCAACUAUUGAACACAUCAAACAGGAGCUGACUGUGUUCAGCAGCUCUGACCCACCGGCCAAAACCACCACACCAGAGGAAUUCAUUCGCAUGACCAAAGGCAUUACCAUGGCAACGGCCAAGGCCGUGGCCGCCGGGAACUCGUGUCGCCAGGAGGACAUCAUCGCCACCGCCAACCUGAGCCGAAGGGCCAUCGCUGACAUGCUGCACUCCUGCAAGCAAGCCGCCUUCCACCCAGAGGUCAGCAAAGAGGUCCAGAUGAGAGCGCUGCGCUUCGGCAAGGAGUGUGCCACCGGAUACCUGGGCCUGCUGGAGCACGUGCUGGUGAUCAUCCAGAAGCCGUCCCAUGACCUGAAGCAGCAGCUGGCUGGCUACUCCAAGCGAGUGGCAGGGUCCGUGACCGAGCUCAUCCAGGCGGCCGAGGCCAUGAAAGGGACCGAGUGGGUGGAUCCUGAAGAUCCCACCGUCAUUGCGGAAAAUGAACUGUUGGGAGCAGCGGCUGCUAUUGAGGCAGCUGCCAAGAAGCUGGAGCAGUUGAGGCCCAGGACCAAACCCAAGGAAGCAGAUGAGAGCCUAAACUUUGAAGAGCAGAUUCUGGAGGCAGCCAAGUCUAUCGCUGCUGCCACUAGUGCUCUGGUCAAGGCAGCGUCAGCAGCACAGAGGGAGCUGGUGGCUCAGGGGAAGGUGGGAGCGAUUCCAGCCAAUGCGGUGGAUGAUGGACAGUGGUCUCAGGGCCUGAUCUCAGCCGCACGGAUGGUGGCGGCAGCCACCAACAACCUGUGUGAAGCCGCCAACUCAGCAGUGCAGGGACAUGCGAGCGAGGAGAAGCUCAUCUCCUCAGCCAAGCAGGUGGCAGCGUCCACUGCGCAGCUGCUGGUGGCCUGCAAGGUCAAGGCGGACCAGGACUCCCAGACCAUGAAGAGGCUGCAGGCUGCUGGAAACGCUGUGAAGAGAGCGUCUGACAACCUCGUGAAAGCAGCUCAAAAAGCAGCCUUCGAAGCUCAGGACGACCAGGCCGUGGUGGUGAAGAGCAAGAUGGUGGGAGGCAUCGCUCAGAUCAUCGCCGCUCAGGAGGAGAUGCUGCGCAAAGAGCGUGAGCUGGAGGAGGCGCGGAAGAAGCUGGCCAUGAUCCGACAGCAGCAGUACAAGUUCCUGCCCUCGGAGCUGCGGGAGGACGGCCAGGAGCAGUGAGGGAGGAGCGCUCACGCCGCCUCCGUCAGCGAGCAGCUGGAGCGUACGGCAAAGGGUUGGGUCUCUUUAUUUAAUGUUUGAAAGCAGUGAAAGCAAUAAUGCCAACGAUUAGGAAUCUGGAGAUUACGAAAUGUGUCUAAAUUAAAGUCUCUGUGCUUUUAUUCCUCAUGGUCAUAUACUUUUCAACAUUGGGGUCAGUUCCCUCUGUGUGUGUGUUGUGUACAUGUUUGUAAGAUGACAAUCCUGCCUGCUUGGCUUCACAGUUACACUUUACUGUUAGAUCUUAACAUAUCGUAUCAAGGAAGCACAACUUAUGCCUCUGUGCAGAUGUUGCAUAAUAUAUGCAGAUGUUCUACGUAGGAAACGUGGAGCUUCCAUGUGUGGAUGAAAGCUGGUCGUAUGUUCAGGUUUGAACACAACCUUUAGAUUUGGACAUUUUUACUUUGCAAUGGAACAAAUGAGAGCGUGAACCUAUUUUGAAGAUUGAGCUAAGAAAUGUAUUAAAUUCAUUCCUUAAAAUAAAGUUGCUGUAGGUUCUAGGUCUUUGUUAGAUUAGCCUGUGUUUGUGUGCAGAAGAAGAAGCCAUAAAUGGAAUCUUUCAUAGCGUUGUGUAACGUUGGCUGUUUGGUGCUUAUUGCCUCACUCUUAACUCGUCAUGUGCCAGUGUUCGUGUUCGCUGAACGAUGUAACCUAUACAUAAUGAUUUAUGUAAUGUUUUCUCACCAGGGGCCUGAUGCGAACUGUAGUGUAGUGACAUGAUAUUGAUCAUUUGCCUGCUACAUGCACUAAAGUCAUAACUUUGAUAAUCAUGGAUUCACUUAAACCGCGCUUCGUCCACAAUGUCUUUAUUUUCACAUAUUAAACCUUAGAACAAACUGCUAGAACGUCGUCUCCUCCAAGAAUUACGCAAAGCAUUUUUUCUGCAGUUCACGUUUUUUCUUGGAUGUGGUAUAAUUAUAAUGCUGUGUACAGCAGUACCACCCCAUGGGCACUGUAACAGAGAUUUAUAUUCAAUAAAGUCCGUUUAAGUCAAA